This is a messenger RNA of Spirodela intermedia, 1707 nucleotides long. Lineage: Eukaryota; Viridiplantae; Streptophyta; Magnoliopsida; Alismatales; Araceae. The record is from the annotation of a GenBank genome assembly.
AUGCCGGAGUACUGCGUGACGGGCGGCACGGGCUUCAUCGCCGCCUACUUGGUGAAGGCGCUGCUGGGGGAGGGUCACACCGUGCGCGCUACAGUGAGAGACCCAGGUGAAAGUACUUCCCCCUUCCCCCUCCUCUCUUCUUCUUCCACCACUGAUCCAAUCGUCUUCUCAGGCGACGCAGCCAAAGUCGGGUUCCUCUGGGCCCUUGCCGGCGCCGCCGAGAGGCUGAAGCUCGUGAGGGCCGACCUCACCGUCGACGGCAGCUUCGACGCCGCCGUGGCCGGCGCCGACGGCGUCUUCCACACCGCCGGCCCGGUCCUCGUCUCGGGCGACGGCAACAUCCAGGUGAGCUCCUUCCCUUCCUCUUUUCCUCUUCAUGGAACGCAGCUGCUCCUACGGCGGCGCCACCAGAUCUCCGCCGCUGGUGCAGGGGGCGCUGGUGGAGCCGUGCGUGAAGGGCGCCGCCAACGUCCUCUCCGCCUGCGCUAAGGCGAACUCCGUCAAGCGGGUGGUGCUCACCUCAUCCUGCUCCGCUAUCCGAUACCGCGACGACGCUGCCGCCGUCUCCCCCCUCAACGACUCCCACUGGAGCGAUCUCGACUACUGCAAGCGCCACAACGUACACACACCUCUCUCUCUCCCUCCCUCUCUCUCUCCCUCCCUCUCUCUCUCUCUACCCAUCUUCACCUGACCCCCAUAAGAAGUUGACUAUUGCUAGCGCCACAACGUACACACACGCCUUCUCUUUCUCUCUCUCUCUCUCUCUCUACCUAUCUUCUCCGCCCCGCCCCCCCCCAAUAGGACAUUGAUUACUGGGGUUAACCGGUUGGCUGAUCUGCAGCUCUGGUACGCGUUUGCGAAGACGCUAGCGGAGAGGGAGGCGUGGCGCGUGGCGGCGGAGCGAGGGGUUGACCUCAUCGUGGUGAACCCUUCCUUCGUCGUGGGGCCCCUCUUGGCGCCGCAGCCCACGAGCACCCUCCUCGUGAUCCUCUCCAUAGUCAAAGGUGGGGCACUCUUCCAUGUCUGAACCCUGAUGAGAUCUGAAAAAUCGUGGUCAACUUUCCUAAAAAAGAUCGGUUUCCGGCGGCGCCGAGCAGGGCAGGUGAGCGCGUACCCGAACGCGACGAUCGGGUUCGUCCACGUCGACGACGUCGUGGCGGGUCAUCUGCUGGCGAUGGAGGGCGGUGGCGCCGCCGGGAGGCUGGUGUGCUCCGGCGAGGUGGCCGGCUGGUCGGAGGUCGUCGAGAUGCUGAGGAAGGAGUACCCCUCCUACCCCAUCGCCACCAAGCUCAGUAUCCGUCCUCUCACUCUCAUACCUAACUUGUAUUCUGUCUGACUGGUUUUCUUUUCCUGAUUUGAGAGAAAAGAGAUGGGGAUGGGACGGCGCUGACUUUCUGACUGGUUUUCUUUCCUGAUUUGGGAGAGAUGGGUAUGGGGAUUGGAUGUCCUUGUCGGCGCUGACUAUCUGGCUGGUUUGGGAAAAAAGGAGAUGGGGAUGGGGAUUGGAAUUCCUUCCAUGUUGGCGCUGACUUUUUUGGGUCGUCUUUUGGGUGGGGAUGGAACAGGAGCGACGAUCGGACGGGCGACGACAUCUCGCACAGCAUGGACACAGCGAAGAUCAGGGCGCUGGGGCUCGCUCAGUUCCGGACCAUCCCGCAGAUGUUUGGGGACUGCAUCAGGAGCUUCCAAGAGAAGGGCUUCCUGUGA